This is a messenger RNA of Guyanagaster necrorhizus, 831 nucleotides long. RefSeq lists its product as uncharacterized. The record is from RefSeq and is a predicted model, not a curated record. The transcript has 7 exons. Bases 1 to 831 code for a protein of 276 amino acids. NCBI's taxonomy places the organism in Eukaryota, Fungi, Basidiomycota, Agaricomycetes, Agaricales, Physalacriaceae.
AUGUGUCCCCGGUCCAAAUCAGACCAAGGGGACGUUCAGGGACAGCGAUUGCGUUGGGCUCAGUAUGUCUUCAAUGGAAAGGACCAAACUGCGCCCAUCCUUCUGCUAAUCCAAGCCUUCUUUGCGUCGUCGUCGUCGUCGGUGGCGGUAUUUUCAUUUCUUCACGAGGAACUGGAGCGGUUGAAAGGCAACUACGCUUCCGUCGACGACAGCAGAACGCCCUUGUCCGAUAUCUAUGUAUUGCAUGAUACAACUAUCGUAGAGAUGCUACGUUGUGCUGAUCCUGGCAUACGAAAGGAUUUAUCACCGAAUAUUCAAGGAUCUGCAUCGAAUAUAGUCCUACGAGUCGUAUAUGUCGGUAGCCGAAGAAACAAGGAAGAACCGAAUCAUUUAGUCUUGGACAGACAGCCCCACCGGCCGGUGAGAGACAGAUACAAACUGAUAGCUAUCAUCUUUGCGGACAUCCCACACCGGUUCGUUCAUUACCCCAAAACGAAGCAUACACCGAAACACGAGCGCCUGGAAUUCAUAAAGCUUCCUCGAACGCGUGUUCUCCAUGCUUUGUGUUACUUCACUCUCCUCGGAACCAUCGAAUAUGCGCUCGUCCCGCAAUACAUUUCACCUGCCUCGGUCGUUCUACUUACGACAACGAAGCCGCUACUCCCCGAAGUCUCUCCAGCGCCCACCCCAUAUUACGACAACCGGGACGCAUGUGGUGCGCUCCAAUUUGAUAUGCCUCCUCACCAGACAACCUUUACGUACCACAAGAUUUCUUCCCUUCUCCCCAAAAGAGGCGACAGGACGCGCAUAAAAGGAUUCCAUCCCAGCUAA